AUGGGGGUGAGAGGGUCGGGAGGGGAUCGGGAUGAGUGUGAGAGGUUCAGGAUGAGCGUGGGAGGGUUUGAGGGGGUCGGGAUGAGUGUGAGGGGCUGGGGAGGGGUCGGGAUGAGCGUGGAAGGGUCUGGAAAGGAUGAGGAUGAGUGUGAGAGGGUCGGGAUGGGGUUCGGCGGCUCCGACAGCUACCGCGUGGCCACCACGCAGGACAAGGGGGGCGACAAGGAGUCCCCCAAAAAGGGCAAGAGCAAGACCCGGGACCUCGAUGACCUCAAGAAGGAGGUGGCCAUGACCGAGCACAAGAUGUCGAUCGAGGAGGUCUGCAGGAAAUACAACACCGACUGCGUCCAGGGUCUGACCCACAGCAAGGCCCAGGAGAUCCUGGCCCGGGACGGUCCCAACGCGCUGACGCCCCCUCCCACCACCCCCGAGUGGGUCAAGUUCUGCCGGCAGCUCUUCGGGGGCUUCUCCAUCCUCCUGUGGAUCGGCGCCAUCCUCUGUUUCCUGGCCUACGGCAUCCAGGCGGGGACCGAGGACGAACCUUCCAACGACAACCUGUACCUGGGCAUCGUUUUGGCCGCUGUCGUCAUCAUCACCGGCUGCUUCUCCUACUACCAGGAGGCCAAGAGCUCCAAAAUCAUGGAAUCCUUCAAAAAUAUGGUGCCCCAGCAAGCCCUGGUGAUCCGGGAAGGGGAGAAGAUGCAGGUGAACGCCGAGGAGGUCGUGGUUGGGGACCUGGUGGAGGUGAAGGGCGGCGACCGAGUCCCGGCCGACCUCAGGAUCAUCUCGGCCCACGGCUGCAAG
This is a messenger RNA of Pseudopodoces humilis (Tibetan ground-tit), 804 nucleotides long. The record is from RefSeq and is a predicted model, not a curated record. Lineage: Eukaryota; Metazoa; Chordata; Aves; Passeriformes; Paridae.